UGUUUAUAUUCAGCAGUAUUAUUCCUUGACAUCAAUUAUUGCCUACUAUAAAAAAAUAUAAUAAAACCUUGUACAUUUGUUUAAUACACUCUUUUUCUAUUAUUCAUUUAAGUUUCAUUGUCAUUUCAUUUAAUUCAUAAAUAAUUUCUCAUACUCAUAUACAAAGAAUGUUUUUAUAAGAUAAUAAUUUAUAACAGAGGAUAAAUAGCAAGUGCUAAAAUUAUACCAGAUAACAAUUAUAGACUCAGGUUUAACUAAAUCCUUAUAAUUGGCUAAAAAAGAACUAAUGGAGCCAAGAGUUCUUUCCAUCCAAAGUCAUGUGGUGUCUGGAUAUGUUGGAAAUAAAAGUGCAGUUUUUCCUAUGCAGAUUUUAGGUUUCGAUGUAGAUUUUGUUAAUUCAGUACAGUUUUCAAAUCACACUGGAUACUCAAGUGUAAAGGGUCACGUAAUUACAGAAAAUGAAUUGGAGGAAUUAUUUAUUGGCUUAAAAGAAAAUGGCAUAGCUCGAUAUACCCAUUUACUUACUGGUUAUGUUGGUUCUCCUGGAUUUCUAAAACAAAUCGCUAACAUACUUCAACAUCUAAAACAUGAGAAUCCUAACAUAAUAUAUGUGUGUGAUCCUGUUAUGGGAGAUAAUGGUGAAAUGUAUGUACCCCAAGAACUUUUGCCAAUUUAUAAGGAUAUAAUUUUGCCUUUAGCAACUGUACUAGUUCCAAACUUAUAUGAAACUGAGCAGCUAACAGAUAUUAAAAUUGAUACUGAGGAAAAGGUAUGGGAGGCUAUAGAAGUACUGCAUAAAAAGGGAAUACAGGUUGUGUGUGUAACAUCUCUCGAGCUACCUGUCUGUAAGGGUAAAAUAUGCAUUUUUGCUAGUUCAAAAAAGAAAGGGCAUGAGAGUGAUCUUAGACUUAAGAUGACUAUUCCAAAGAUUAAUGAGACAUUUACAGGCUCAGGAGAUCUGUUUGCCGCUUUACUACUUUGUUUUUUGUAUAAAAGUGGAUCUAACCUUAAAGACUCUUUAGAGAAAACUGUGGCUGCUUUACAGGCAGUGUUAACAAGAACAUUCAAUUUUACUAGUGGAAAACCUUCGCUACCUCAAUAUAAGGAGUUGCGGCUUAUUCAAAGCAAAGAUGACAUAAUGAAUCCUAAGGUGGUAUACAAAGCAACAGUCGUAGAGAAGAAAAAGUAGAAUUUUUUUUUUAUUUCAUAACUUAGUAAAAUUGUUUUCAAAGGGCUGCGUGAACGGCACAUAUACAUAAACGUGAAUUUGUGUGAGCAUUUGUAGAUUUUGGCUUAUCUGACAAUAAGAACUUAAUGUUUUGACCAACUCCAUGACUAGUUUUACUUAAUUCUGGCACGGGAGCAUUUAUUAUAUAAUACAACUCAUUUUAUGAACCAAAGUCUUCCAUAUUAUGUAGCAUGUAAUAGCUGAUAAUUUAGGUUAAAUCUUUUUUGUUACGUUUGAUUGUUAUGUUCAGAUUUUUAUGUAUCGAAUAAAAAUGUUAAACUUA
This is a messenger RNA of Anthonomus grandis grandis, 1511 nucleotides long. RefSeq names its product pyridoxal kinase. Gene Ontology annotation, cellular component: cytosol. The record is from RefSeq and is a predicted model, not a curated record. The transcript has 6 exons. Gene Ontology annotation, biological process: pyridoxal 5'-phosphate salvage. NCBI's taxonomy places the organism in Eukaryota, Metazoa, Arthropoda, Insecta, Coleoptera, Curculionidae. The coding region runs from base 287 to 1189 and encodes 300 amino acids. Gene Ontology annotation, molecular function: pyridoxal kinase activity.